UUAAGAUCGACGCGAUCGAGGAGCGAACGAGAAGGAGUAACGAUUUCUUCGAACGUUCGAUUAAAACAGUUUUUCUCUUCCUUCUUAUUCCUCUACUUCUAUUUCUACUUCUUCUUAGUCUUCUACUUCUACUUCUUCUUCUUCUUCUUUUUCUUCUUUUCUUCUUCUUCUUCUACUUCGUCUUCUUCGUCUUCUUCGUCUUCUUCUUCGCUGCCUCUAUAUCUUCUUCCCCUCCUCGUCCUCCUCCUCCUUCUCCUCCUCCUCCUCCUCCUCCUCCUCUUUCUCCUCCUCCUCCAUUACUUCGAUGAGGAGAAAUCGGUGCCAGUGAGUCUCGGAUAAUGUCAGACGACGGAUCGGUUUAUUUCGCGUUGGAUAUAACGUACACGUGCUCCUAACAAUCUCUAUCGAUACUUUUUCCUCUUCUCUCGUUCCAUUUUCUACAUUUAUUUUCUUUCUUUUUUUUAAUUCUUUCUUUCUUUUUUGUUUAUUUCCUUCACGAACGUGGACGUUGGAUUAUCCGUCACCGGAUCGACACAAGUCGGAGAAUACCUGAAGAAUAAGUGAACGAAAAGAAAAAAGGAAAAAGAGAGAAAUAAAGAAGAAGAAGAAAAAAGCGUCGAUAUAGUUGACAAUUUAAGAUAAAAAAUCGUCGAUAAUAAUAGUGAUGAGAAAGGGAGAACAAAAUAUUCUUCCGAUUGGACGUGUGAAAGGUGCGAGUCUCUCGAACCAUUUCGAGUGACACUUCGUAAUUCCUACGUCUACUUUCUCUCGUUCGUCGUCGUCAUCGUGUCGUGUCGUAUCGUAUCGUCUGGUGCGUGCAUGCGUGCGUGCGUGCGUGCAUGCCGUGCCGUGGCGUGUCGUGCCGUGCAAUAAAAGUCGAUAGGAUCGAGAAUUGUCGUUGGCAUGAUACUUUAAGGUUUAAACUUACGUACGCGAUUAGAUUUCAUCGUAUUAGAUAUCACGUCUUGAUCUAACGAAGAGAAAUUAAGGACAUUGCUAUGUAUUUAAGUACACUAUGCGAAAGGGUCCAAAGGAAGGAGUUAUGAGAUCGACUCGGUGCUCUGCAUGAAUCUAAGAAUACACCACUGCGGGUGGAUCGUUGAACCAGCUUUUCCUCUCUUUCCUCUCCACGUGUCGACGAGAGCCUCGCUAACGAAAGAAAUAAAUCACAAGAACUUUCUCUCUCUCUCUUUCUCUCUCUCUCUCUUUCUCUCUCUCUCUCACUCUCUCACUCUCUGUGUCUUGGUCUUUCUCUUCCUCUUUCCUUGAAGUCGUUUACGCGGGAUCUCCCGCAGUUGACUCGAAAGGAUGUCUGGAGACAGCACGUCAGAUGAGGAGGGCUCGCAAGAAGACCCACCCCGAUACGAUAUCGACGACAUGGAGAUCGUCAAAACGAUCGGUACGGGAACGUUUGGGAGAGUGGUACUAUGCAGACAUCGUGGAAAACCUCUCGCUUUGAAGAUACUCUCUAUGGUAGACGUGAUCAGGCUGAAACAAGUCGAACACGUUCGCAACGAGAUCACGGUACUAAAGGAGGUCAAUCACCCCUUCAUCGUCAACAUGCUUUGGAGCGGUAGAGACGAGGCCAGACUCUACAUGCUAUUCGAAUUCGUAGCCGGUGGCGAACUCUUCUCUUAUUUGAGAGCAGCCGGAAGAUUCUCUGGACCAACCAGUUGCUUUUACGCUGCUGAAAUCGUCUGCGCUUUGGAGUACCUUCACAGCAAACACAUCAUUUAUAGAGACUUAAAACCAGAAAAUCUACUUCUCGAUAGUCAAGGACAUCUGAAAAUUACCGACUUUGGUUUUUCGAAAAAACUUACUGACAGAACGUGGACUCUUUGCGGCACACCGGAAUAUUUGGCACCGGAAAUCAUUCAGAAUAAAGGACACAACAAAGCCGUUGAUUGGUGGGCCCUCGGUGUACUGAUUUACGAAAUGUUGGCUGGUUUCCCACCGUUUUUCGAUGAUAAUCCUUUUGGAAUAUAUGAGAAAAUACUCAGCGGUAGGAUAGAGUGGCCCAAACACAUGGAUCCCAUCGCGAAAGAUCUCAUCAAGAAAUUACUCAUCGCAGAUAGAACGAAGAGAUUAGGAAAUAUGAGACAAGGAGCUGAAGAUGUUAAGAGGCAUCGUUGGUUCAAGCUUGUCGAGUGGCCUCUGGUACCUCAAAGAGCCUUGACACCACCGAUCAGGCCGAGAGUGAAAGCACCUGGUGAUCCUAGUUGUUUCGAUGAUUAUCCUGAAACCGAUUGGCGUUCUCAACCACCUUUACCACCUGACCAACUAGCACUCUUUCAAGACUUUUAGCCAAAUUCAAAGGAGAUGAUAUUUCAUAUCUCAUACAGAUCG
Molecule: messenger RNA, 2346 nt
Organism: Vespula vulgaris
Lineage: Eukaryota; Metazoa; Arthropoda; Insecta; Hymenoptera; Vespidae
Gene: Pka-C3
Product: cAMP-dependent protein kinase catalytic subunit PRKX
Exons: 6
Coding region: 1309-2304 (331 amino acids)
Biological process (GO): protein phosphorylation
Molecular function (GO): ATP binding; protein serine/threonine kinase activity
Source: RefSeq, a predicted model, not a curated record